AUGGAACGCCAUGUCAUCGCCGUCGUGCUUCUCCUUUUCGUCUUUUCAUCUCUAGCAGAUGCGGGCUCGGUGGGAGUGAACUAUGGCAGAAUCGCAGACAACUUGCCGUCGGCGUAUAAGGUGGUGCAGCUUCUGAAAUCCCAAGGCUUGGAGCGGGUGAAGGUCUUCGACUCCGACCCGGCGGUGCUUCGGGCCUUGUCAGGAUCCGACAUUAAAGUCACCGUCGACCUCCCCAACGAGCUCCUCUCAGCCGCUGCCAGGUCGCAGUCGUACGCCACCAACUGGGUCCAGCGAAAUGUCGUCGCUUACCACCCCAACACCCACAUCGAAGCCAUCAGCGUCGGUAACGAGCCACCCGUCCGCAAGCAAUGCGUUUCGCUCCUCACCCUGCUGUCUAACUCCCACGGCGACGCCCUUGCUCCCUUUUUGUCUAAGAUGAUCUCCACCGACGUCCGUCGUCUCUGCGACCUCGACUCCGUCGUCCGAUCCGCUUGCGUGGAGGCAGUUUCCACCAUGUCGUCCAAGAUCACGACGCCGGCUUUUUCGUCGUCGUUCUUAAAACCAUUGAUGGAUGCUCUGGCGACGGAGCAAGACUUGAACUCUCAGAUCGGCUCGGCGCUGUGUCUGGCCGGCGCGAUCGAUUCCGCGCCUGACCCGGACCCAGUUCAGCUGAAGCGGAGCUUGCAGCGGCUCGGGAAGUUGGCGAAGAGCGAGAGUUUCAAGGCCAAGGCGGCGCUGCUGGUGCUUGUUGGGAGCAUUGUUGGUGCAGGUGGCGCGUCUAGCCAAGGCACGUUGGACUGGCUUGUGCCCUGCGGGGUUGAGUUCUUGAGCAGCGAGGACUGGACAGUGAGGAAGGCCGCGGCCGAGGCGCUUGGGAAGGUGGCUACGAUGGAGACAGAUUUAGCGCCGUUUUAUAAAGCUUCGUGCUUGAAAGCCUUGGAAAGUCGGAGAUUUGAUAAGGUGAAGGUAGUCCGGGAGACUAUGAACCAGGCACUGGAGUUGUGGAAGGUUCUUCUUGCCGGCGAUUCUGAAGAGAUUCCUGCUCCAAUUAAAUCCAGAUCUUCAACUGAUAAUGGGAUUGGUCGAGGCUCUCCUCCGUCAUUAAAAAGUUCCGAUGAUCCCGGUUUUAGGACUCCUCAACCAAAGAAAACAGUCCCCACAAACAGGUCCCCUCCAUCAGAUGCUUCUUUGGUGACCACAGCUAAAAAGGGAAAUCCUUUAAGUAGAAGUGAUAGAAACCCAGACACGGCUGUGCUCCAUCCUCAAGAUUUGGCUGCUUCUGCACUUCCACCAUGGCUGCUGCCUUUGAAUAAUGACACUCUAUUUAUAUGGGAUGACGCCUGUCGCAAUGCCUUUGAGAGCAUAAAAAAGUACUUGGCAAGCUCAUCUGUCUUAGGAGAUUCUAUGCCUGCAAAGCCUCUCAUCUUGUACAUUGCUGCACAAAAGGGUUCCAUUGAAGCACUCUUGGCACAAGAAAAUGAAGACCAAAAAGAAAUAGCACUUUACUACCUAAGUAGAACUCUCACUGGUGUCGAGCUUAACUACUCAUCGCUCGAGAAGAUAUGCCUUGUCUUAGUAUUUGCCGUCCAAAAGCUAAGACACUACAUGCAUGGUUACACCAUCCACUUGGUCUCUAAAGCUGACCUAGUCAAGUACGUUAUGUCUAAACCUGUUCUGACAGGGCGACUAGUUAAAUAA
This is a messenger RNA of Pyrus x bretschneideri (Chinese white pear), 1698 nucleotides long. RefSeq names its product TORTIFOLIA1-like protein 4. The record is from RefSeq and is a predicted model, not a curated record. Bases 1 to 1698 code for a protein of 565 amino acids. The transcript is spliced from 3 exons. Lineage: Eukaryota; Viridiplantae; Streptophyta; Magnoliopsida; Rosales; Rosaceae. Gene Ontology annotation, cellular component: microtubule. Gene Ontology annotation, molecular function: microtubule binding; hydrolase activity, hydrolyzing O-glycosyl compounds. Gene Ontology annotation, biological process: carbohydrate metabolic process.